Musa acuminata AAA Group (dessert banana) is the source of this 700-nucleotide messenger RNA. RefSeq lists its product as uncharacterized. The record is from RefSeq and is a predicted model, not a curated record. Lineage: Eukaryota; Viridiplantae; Streptophyta; Magnoliopsida; Zingiberales; Musaceae. Gene Ontology annotation, cellular component: cytoplasm; nucleus. The transcript has 5 exons. The coding region runs from base 109 to 516 and encodes 135 amino acids.
CGUGGCUAACUCUGGGCUCACGCAGUCACCAAAUUUCCCCUCUCCGACGCGGCCGUGUUCCUCGCCUUCCGCCUCCUGGAAUCCGAAACCGCCACGCCACCAUAGAGAAUGUGGUGGGACGAAGAAUUCCGAGAAGAAGAAGAAGAAGAAGCGGAGGAAGAGGAGCAGCGAGAAUCUCCGGUCGAUUUCGAUUUCUUCUCCCUCCUGUCCAAGCCAAAGGAUUACUACAAGAUACUGGAAGUUGAUUAUGAUGCUACUGAAGAAAUAAUCCGUUCCAACUAUAUUCGUCUGGCAUUGAAAUGGCAUCCUGAUAAGAAAAAGGAGGAAAGUGCUACUUCAAGAUUUCAAGAAAUUAACGAGGCAUACAAAGUUUUAAGUGAUCCUGUCAAAAGGCGAGAGUAUGAUGAGAAGGGAGUCUGUGUAGUCGAAGACUAUAAUGCUAUUGAAUACCUGAACCGAUACAAGGGCCUGAUAUUAACAUGCAAUGGCCUUGGCAUUAGAUAUCCAAUAUGGUGAAUCAACUGCAAGCGGUGGAACAAUACUGGAGAAGAUAGAGACUUAUCAUGUGAUUUCUCGACCAAGUGCGGUACAUUUCUCAAGUGGAUCAUAUAAAACGGCAAGCAUACGAUAAGAUGCAUGUAAAAUUUUCAAUGUCGUCUCAGUUGUUGCUGAAGGCUGAUGACAAACAGACUUUUGUGUC